Molecule: messenger RNA, 416 nt
Organism: Rhea pennata
Lineage: Eukaryota; Metazoa; Chordata; Aves; Rheiformes; Rheidae
Gene: RIPPLY2
Product: ripply transcriptional repressor 2
Exons: 4
Coding region: 5-388 (127 amino acids)
Biological process (GO): negative regulation of transcription by RNA polymerase II; embryonic pattern specification
Cellular component (GO): nucleus
Source: RefSeq, a predicted model, not a curated record
GAGCAUGGAAGGCGCACGGAUGGGCUGCGGCUGCCCGCCCUUGGCGGCGCUGCCCUGCCGCAGCUGCUCCCAGGGCCCGCACGGGUCCGCGCCCUUCUGGAGACCCUGGGUGGCCGCUCAGGGCGAGGCGGCCCGGCGGCCCGGCCCCGGCCCCGCUGUGGCUCACAGCCCCUGUGGGCUGGCGGAAGCCUCCCGAAAGCUGGCGCAGUACACGCACCCCGUGAGACUAUUCUGGCCCAAAUCAAGGUGCUAUGAUUACUUAUACCAGGAAGCUGAAGCACUUCUGAAAAACUUUCCAGUUCAAGCUACAAUUUCUUUUUAUGAAGACUCAGAUAGUGAAGAUGAUGAUGAACUAGAACAAGAUUCAAGAACAGAAUCAGAUUGCUGAUUGCAGGAAAAGCCAAGACUACUUCCAU